GACCUAAAUGUCUGACACCCUCGCUGCCCUCCGUCAGAAGCAAAUACACCUUUUAAACUGUUUCCAAAAGCCUGCAGUGUGCAGCUGAAACAGUUCGUUAACAGGAACGCUCACACUUUGCGCUCAGCUGUGCAGUUCGGCGCUCUGGACCUUCUGUCUUGCUCGCCUCGGCGUUUUUGGAUCGUACAGCGUGGGGGUAGGAGGAGCUGCUUUUCCUGUGAUUGUCUGCCUCCCUCCCCUCGCUGUCCCUCUCGCUCUUUUCUCCCUCUCUCGUUUUUUUCCCGAAGUUGAGUGUUCAGCUUUGCCUGGGAGCUGUCGCCAGCGGAGCGGCGCAGCUCUCCGCACUGACUGACUGACUGUCUGUUUGGACGCACCGGGCUGGCGUUUUGCGCGGAGAGCCUUGUUGGAGCAAGCGUAAAAAAAGGGAGAAGAGGAGAGUUCUAUACACACACCCACACCUCUGGUAUCCUUCCUGUCAAUCCUCCUGUGUUUUCUUCUGAAUUCAUCUCCGGAUACUUUCAAGAUGUCAGAGGAAAAGACCGUCGGGCAUUUAAAGCUGGUAAUUGGCCAGCUUCUGUGGGAUUUGAUGUCACCUUUAGACGGUUUUAACUGAAGAUGGAAACACUGGAGUCAGAGCUGACCUGCCCGAUCUGCCUGGAGUUGUUUGAAGAUCCUUUGCUCUUGCCCUGCGCUCACAGCCUCUGCUUUAACUGUGCCCACCGCAUCCUGGUAUCCCACUGCUCCACCAGCAAGCCCCUUGAGUCCAUAUCAGCCUUUCAGUGCCCCACCUGUCGUUACGUCAUCACGCUGAAUCACCGCGGCCUGGAGGGCCUCAAGCGCAAUGUGACGUUGCAGAACAUCAUUGACCGCUUCCAAAAGGCCUCCCUUAGCAGCCCCAACUCCCCCACAGAGAGCAGGCGCAUGCAGACGCAGCAUCCCUACACCGCCACCAUUAGUGGCACAAUAGCCGGAACGAUCGGCGGCGGCGGCGGCGGUGGUGGCAGUGGUGGGACGGGAAGUGCGCGUAGCAGCCCAGCCACUUCCAGCCACUCCCACCCGCACGCCAACCACACUAACCACGUCAACCACAACAACGCCAACCACAGCCCGGCGGUCGUGGCGAAGAUGGACCUGCGGAUCAGCUGCCAGUUCUGUGAGCAAGAUCCGCCGCGUGAGGCCGUCAAAACGUGCGUCACAUGCGAGGUGUCGUACUGCGACCGGUGCCUGCGUGCGACGCACCCGAACAAGAAGCCCUUCACCAGCCACCGUCUGGUGGAGCCAGUGCCAGACACUCACAUCCGGGGCCUGACCUGUCUGGAGCAUGAGAACGAGAAGGUCAACAUGUACUGCCUGGUGGAUGAUCAGCUCAUCUGUGCCCUCUGCAAGCUGGUGGGGCGCCACCGGGAGCACCAGGUGUCCUCACUCACCGAGCGCUUUGACAAGCUCAAGGCUUAUCAGGUGAGCCCGGGCAGAGUGUCAGAUGCGCUAAUGGAGGCUUCAAAGACAAGUGCUGUGCAAACUCUGGAGAACAACCUGACCAACCUGGUGAAGAGGAACAGUGAGCUGGAGAACCAGAUGGCCAAGCUCAUCCAGAUCUGUCAGCAGGUGGAGGUUAACACAGCCAUGCAUGAAUCGAAGCUGGUGGAAGAGUGCGAUGAGCUGGUGGAGAUCAUCCGCCAGAGGAAGCAGGUCAUCGCCGUCAAGAUUAAGGAGUCCAAGGUGAUGAAACUGCGCAAGUUGGCUCAGCAGAUUGCAAACUGUCGCCAGUGUUUGGAGCGCUCCAGUGCCCUCAUCACGCAGGCCGAACAGAGCCUGAAGGAGAACGAUCACGCGCGCUUCCUCCAGUCUGCCAGGAACGUGGCAGAGAGGGUUGCCAUGGCGACAGCCUCCUCCCAGGUGCUCAUCCCUGACGUGAACUUGAAUGAGGCGUUUGAUAAUUUUGCUCUUGACUUCUCUAGAGAGAAGAAGAUUCUUGAGGGACUAGAUUAUCUAACAGCUCCCAACCCACCAUCCAUCAGAGAAGAGUUGUGCACCGCCUCCCAUGACACCAUCACUGUUCACUGGACGUCGGAGGACGAGUUCAGCGUCACCUCCUACGAGCUGCAGUACACCAUCUACACUGGCCAAACAAACUUCAUCAGUUUGUACAACUCUGCAGACAGCUGGAUGAUUGUACCCAACAUCAAGCAGAACCACUACACGGUGCACGGCCUGCAGAGUGGCACCCGCUACAUCUUCUUCGUCAAGGCCAUCAACCAGGCGGGAAGCCGCAACAGCGAACCAGCACGCCUCAAAACCAACAGUCAGCCAUUCAAGUUAGACCCAAAGACAGCCCACAAGAAGCUGCGUCUGUCCAACGACUGCCUGACCAUGGAGAAGGACGAGAGCUCACUGAAGAAAAGCCACACGCCGGAGCGCUUCAGCGGCACCGGGUCGUACGGCGCUGCCGGGAACGUCUUCAUUGACAGCGGCUGUCACUACUGGGAGGUGCUGCUGGGAGCUUCCACGUGGUAUGCCAUCGGCGUGGCUUACAAAUCAGCCCCUAAAAAUGAAUGGAGCGGCAAGAACUCGUCUUCAUGGGUGUUCUCACGCUGCAAUAACAACUUUCUGGUGCGGCACGACGGCAAGGAGAUGCUGGUGGAGGCGAGCCUUCAGCUGCGGCGACUGGGCGUCCUGUUGGACUACGACAACAACUCGCUGUCCUUUUACGACGCCAUGAAUUCCCAUCACAUUCACACUUUCGAGAUCUCUUUCCUCCUGCCCGUUGUGCCCACUUUUAUGAUCUGGAACAAGUCGUUAAUGAUCCUCUCAGGGCUCCCCGUCCCAGAUUUCGUCGACGGGGUGGCCUCGGAGCUCCAGGAGCAGCAGCAGCAGCAGAUGGGCCUGUGCCGGCAGGAGUCGCCGUACUUGACGGGGAUGAAAACCUGCCACUGACUCUUCCUUUCGAUUGAAAAGGUUGAUCAGGAGCUGACGAACGCAGACGGUGUGGCUGGCGAAGUGUUGGGGAAAUACGUAUGUACACCCUUCUGGAAAAUUUUUUAGUUUGUAGCCAUUCUCCGUGUUGCCGAUCCAUUACUGUAGUUACUGGGAACAAGGUCUGUUGCCUGAAAAUAUCAGCAUGUGACGUUCAUCAGAUGCCGAGAGUCGCUGUCAAAGACGAGGUUGGUCUGACAAAAAGCAGGGACUGAAUCCUGGUUAGCAGGACUAAUUGUGAGGGUUUUUCUAUUUGUUUCAUUUUUAUGUGACCUCUAGGCUUAAGACCAAGGUGAGACUUUUCAAAUCAGCAACAUGAAAGAGAUUCAAAUAUUUUGGAAAUUUGUUGAAAAAAUGACAACAAAAUGAAGAGGGAUUGACUACUACAGAAAGCUACUGAUAUUUAGACCCAGCUGUUUACAAGUGAACAGGAAGUUACAAAAGGAAAGGUGCUCAUGAGUCCACCGUAGUUUCCAUGUCAGGUCACUAGGUGAUGCUGUGCUUUUUGUAUUUAAACGACAUGCACGUGUGUGCAGACAGUUCAGGCUCGAGUACAAAAACAGUUUCAUUCAAAAUAGCUAUCAACUGUUAGUUAUUAAUGUGCUUGUGCAAGUGCAGAAAAAACAUUGACUGCAGCCGUCUGCUGUGUGAGAUAUCACACCGAUGCUGGACAUUUCCGAAAACCUCCACUCUGUGACCUGGAAUUGAAAAAAAAUUUGUAUCAGAGCAAACUGUUGUUGAGUACAUAAACGGGCAACAAAAAAUGCUAGUUUCACUUAAAAACUUAUUUGUGUAAACAGGGCUGUAAACAGUUGUUAAAAGUGGACACCUGAAUCAGGCACAGAAAACCAAUUAAGUUCUCCGCUGAAUGUUUAAUUUCUAAAGAGAUCUAAAGACACCAUUUCACUCCAAGCCUGUCUAUGGCUCUGGAGAUCUAAAUCAUACUUGGCCUCCAAACACGUGUUCGUAAAAACCUGGUCACACCCUAGAUAUGAUGUCAUAGUGAACAAGGAAGUCCCCUUAAAACAGUUCUACAUUCCUAAAAUGUAAAACAUUGUGUUUAUACUGCUUGAGCGAGGCACAUUUCACACCAGAGGCUUGUUAAUUCUUUUACUGUUUAAAAUAAAUGAUUCCAAUUGAUCACAAAGUAUAAAAUAAGUACGCAUUUGGAAUUCAGUUGAACAAUCAAAUAAUAUCUAACAGAUUAGGGCCUUAUUUGUUCUAAAGGGCUCGACACACGGGAGGCGACGUCGCUCGCUCUCCAUUCAUUUCCUAUGGAGCCUGUGCGGUGA
This is a messenger RNA of Austrofundulus limnaeus, 4265 nucleotides long. RefSeq names its product midline 2 (gene mid2). NCBI's taxonomy places the organism in Eukaryota, Metazoa, Chordata, Actinopteri, Cyprinodontiformes, Rivulidae. Gene Ontology annotation, molecular function: zinc ion binding; microtubule binding. The record is from RefSeq and is a predicted model, not a curated record. The transcript has 11 exons. Gene Ontology annotation, biological process: protein localization to microtubule. Gene Ontology annotation, cellular component: microtubule. Bases 616 to 2934 code for a protein of 772 amino acids.